Messenger RNA from Echinops telfairi (small Madagascar hedgehog), 621 nucleotides. It is a transcript of the gene CRYGN, whose product is annotated as crystallin gamma N. Gene Ontology annotation, molecular function: structural constituent of eye lens. Gene Ontology annotation, biological process: lens development in camera-type eye; visual perception. The record is from RefSeq and is a predicted model, not a curated record. Lineage: Eukaryota; Metazoa; Chordata; Mammalia; Afrosoricida; Tenrecidae. The transcript is spliced from 4 exons.
AUGUCCUCGAAUGUCAUGAUGGAUAUUCCAUUGAGAAAAACACCUGAGUCCACUCUCUCCCAUUUGACCUUCCAGACCACGCUCUGUGAGGGCAAGCACUUCCCAGGGUGGAAGCUGGAGGUUUGGGGGGACUGCGACCAGCCUCCGGGCCGAGGCUUUGUGAAUCGGAUGAACUCCGUCCGAGUGGAGAGUGGGGCCUAGGCAUGCUUCGAGCACCCUGGCUUCCGAGGCCAGCAGUUCAUCCUGGAGCACAGGGACAGCCCUGACUUCUUCCCCUGGAAUGGUCACAGUGGCCAUGGGGGCUCCUGCCGGCCUGUUGGGAUGCACGGGGAGCAUUUCCACCUGGAAAUCUUUGAGGGCUGCAGCGUCAUGGGCCGGUGCUUGAUGUUCACAGAGGACAGCACUUUCCUCCACAGUCAGGGCUGGGCCAAGAACGGCAUCAGCUCCCUCAAGGUGUCAGGGGAUGGCACGUGGGUCCUGUAAGAGGAACCCAACUACCGUGGCCGUGUGUACGUGGUAGAGCAGGGAUUGUCAACUACUUCUAGCCAGGCCUGUGCACCCGCCUCUGGCCAGGCUGUCCCUGGGACCCAGAGAAUCCCAGAGCCACAGAACAUGAGAUAG